Molecule: messenger RNA, 867 nt
Organism: Suillus bovinus
Lineage: Eukaryota; Fungi; Basidiomycota; Agaricomycetes; Boletales; Suillaceae
Product: NADP-dependent oxidoreductase domain-containing protein
Exons: 4
Coding region: 1-867 (288 amino acids)
Cellular component (GO): cytosol
Molecular function (GO): oxidoreductase activity, acting on NAD(P)H as acceptor; aldose reductase (NADPH) activity
Source: RefSeq, a predicted model, not a curated record
AUGACUAUAUCCACAUUGUCUUUGAAUGACGGACACCAGGUCCCCUGGAUAGCUUUCGGCACUGGUACUGCGCUCUUUGGUAAAGAUGCUGAGGAUGCCAUACGCCUUGCUAUCGACAAUGGCUUUACACACCUCGAUGGUGCGCAAGUCUAUGGCAACGAGGAUACAUUGGGGGAUGGCAUAGUAGCUUCUGGAAAGUCUAGGUCCCAGCUUUUCAUAACGACGAAGCUCGGAAAAUUGCAGCCUGGUGCAACUCCCAAGAGCGCGCUACAGGAGUCCUUGAAGAAAAUCAAAGUGGAUUACGUCGACUUAUACCUUGUCCACCAAGCCAAUAACCACGUCGGGCAGCUAAAGGAGAUCUGGAAAGGGAUGGAAGAGGCUCAGAAGGCGGGCUUGACCAAGUCCAUUGGAGUUUCUAACUUCGCUCCUGACCACCUGAAGACUAUAAUGGAAGUCGCCAGUAUACCUCCUGCAGUUAAUCAGGUCGAGGCUCACCCAUAUGUAUGGAAAGCGUUGCAGCCGAAUCUUGCCAUCCACGACCAAUACAAAAUCGUCACGUCGUCAUAUGCUGGUUUGUCACCUCUUUUCCGGGGAAAGGGUGGUCCACUCGACCCCGUGAUCGAGCAAAUCCGCGCUCGCUUGGAGAAAACUCGUGGUACCCCUGUGUCUGAUGGUCAGGUGUUGAACAAAUGGCUUCAACAGAAAGGUGUUCUUGUGGUAACAACCUCGUCGAAAGCCGAACGUAUCAGAGAAUACCUUGACACGGAGAAUGUGCCGGAGCUUACAGCUGAGGAGAUCGCACUUAUAGACACUACUGGAGGAAAACUUCACAAAAGAUUCUUCCCUGGUAACUGGCCGCCCGAGUAA